UAUAAACAUGCAAAAAUCACCAAAACCACAAGAACGCAUUUACAUGGUUUAACCCAAAAAUUGACCUAUAUUCACGACAGGAACUCACCUUCGAAGACGCUUUAUUAAAGACGGUGGAAAUAAAUAUAUGUACACAAAUUUACCAUCAUGCCUUACCAAUCUCCUCGAAGAAAGUCUAGUGACACAAGAACUCAAGAACAACCCAAGAAAGUCUAGUGACAUGAUUGCUGAGAAGCUUAACAUUGCAGGGUCCAUUGACGCAGUUAAGAUUGGUGCUUCUUCUUCCUUGUAAGGGGGGAGAAAACCUUAUUUGUGUAAGGGAAAAGGUAACGCUUCCCAUGCUAGUUUGGUUAAAACUGGAAAGUCCAUCGAUAAUGGAACUGCCCCUCUUGGGCCUUCGAUCAUUGGUACUUCCUAUGGAAGUGCUUUGGUACAAAAUAAGGAGUUCCAAAAUGUGAAAAGGAUGAAAUGGAACAAGGGAUCUCGGCCUCCUUGAGCUCUUUUGUUCUUGCGUUGUCUUUGUAUUCUAGGUAUGCCCAGUUUUGAUUGUACUUUGUUUCUAGGGUUUUCCUAGUUUUGUUGCUACCUUGUUUGUAAGUUCUGUGCCCUGGGUAUGCCCAGGUUUGAUUGUAUUUGUUUCUAGGUUCUUCCUAGUUGUGAUUGGGAGCUGUGGCCUCCCUGCCCAGUGUAUGUGUCAGAUUUAUCUGUACAUAUCCCUUUGAUCAAUAUACAUUUACCCCUUUUGAUCAAAAAAAGAACAACCCAAGAAAACCCCUUUUCGCACCUGCGAAGAGCUCUAGGCUUCUUCCUAUAUUCCUUCUUAAUUUCCCCAAAAGAAACCCCCCCUAAGACCUAGAUCUGUGUUUACCUUCCCCCUACCUAUGCGUGAACCUUCCCUGGAAGCUAGAGACCCCCAACGCCGAACCCUCCUCCUACCGUAUCCCUCUCUCUCGCACAACGGUUGAAAGCUAUCUCUUGGCCGAUGAAGACUCUCAGGUUCUCAAGCAAGAAGUCUCAGCUAAAAUCUGUUCUGAAGCAGAAAAAUAAACCCACGGGCUUGCUGUUUCUAUUUUACAAAUAAAAAAGUAAAUUACAUCAAUGCCCCCCAACGCAAAACACACACAACAGUCAUUGGAUCUCUACAUCAGAUGGAUGGCUUGGAUCCAUGCUUGACACUCCAACACAAAACUUGGAUGCAAGUUGGUGCUCAAAGAUGCGAUACAUGUACCUGACAUUCGGCUAAAUUUGAUAUCUAUCGAAAAGCUUGAUGAUGAAGGGUUUGACAAUCAUUUUGGUGAUGGAAAAUGGGAGCUUGCAAAGGGUGGUGGUGGCUAAUGGUAAGAAGACUAGUACACUUUGCAUGAUGUAAGUUAAAAUUGGUAAUAAUAUUGUAAAUGCAAUUGAGAGUCACUCUUCCACCGAUUUGUGGCAUAAGCAACUUUGGCACAUGAGUGAAAAAUGAAUGCAACUUUUGUUCAAAAAGAAGCUUUUACCCGAAAUGAAAGGUACUCCUCUUAAAACUUGUGUUCAUUGUUUGGUCGGUAAGUAAUAUAGUGCUCCUUUUCGUACAAAAUUUGUUACUAAAAAAAUCUAAUGUUCCGAUGUAUGUGAUCCUUUGAAAGUUAAGUCUCGUGGUGGUACACUUUAUUUUGUUAUUUUUAUUGAUGAUUGUUCAAAAAAGGUUUGGACUUACACUUUAAAAACCAAUUUGCAUCGUUAGAUGAUGAAUUUGGGGUUGUGAAUGUGCAUGUUCCCCGUAUGGAGAAAAUUUGAACGCGUCUCAUAAUUUUUUUUUAAUCAAAUUUCCAACUCAAUAUCCUUCAACGAAAGCUAUCCUUCGAAAUUAAUUAAAUAGCCUGGAUGUAUUUUGGUUAAAUAACCAAUUAACCAGUUAAAUAACCAAUUAACCAAUAUAUGUAAUUGUACUAAACAUAACUUCUCAUACAUGGACCACACAUGACUACAUUGUACCACAUAAAAUCAUCAUUUUUUUUUAAUUAUUAAUACUAUGUUUAUUUUUUCUGUAAGUAACUAAUACUAUGUUUACGAGAUUCUUAAAAAUUAUGCAUUGUUAAAGUGUCUUGUGAACUAUUUAUAAUAAAAAAACACAUAAAUUAACAAUAAAAAAAUAAUUAUAGUAUUGCUAAUGUGAGAAAAUUUUACACUAAAAAGCACCUAUAUGCCUCAAGGCCUAAGCCAUUACCUAAUAAAUAUCAUGAAUCCAUACAAUCUUACAUUAUACAAUUUUAUUAAAUACAACAUGACAACUAAUGGGCCCUAUGACAUCAUUGUCAUAAAUUAUGAAAAUAAAAAAUAAAAAAUAAAAAUUAAAACAGAAAUUAAAAAUUGAAGACUAGCUGAUUAAUAUUUAUAAAACUAAAAUAAAUAAAAAUUUUAAUUAAAAAAUGCUCAUUUUUGUCAUUAAAUCAAAUACAAAUUAAAAAAAAUGAUUAAAACAAUAAAAGAAAUAUAAUUUUAAAAACACUAUAAUUGAAAUGAAAAUUAUUAUCAUUAUUUUACUUAUUUAAUAUAUUUUAAAAUCCAUGAGAACAACUUAUUGUAUAUGGCAAUUGAGAUGUUGUAAAAAAUAUAUUGUAAAAAACUAUUAUUAUUAUUAUUUCAAUAUUUUAAAUUUAAUUGGAAAAAUUUAUUUUAAUUGUCUUUUAAAUUCACAAGAUCUAUUAAAAAAAAAAGAUAAAAUGAUUCAUUUAAUCCAAAAAAAAAAAAAUUUGGAUAGUAAAAUAGCUUGGCAAUAUGCAAGUUUGUCAAAAAAUCUGAAAUUGUAAAAUUUUAUUUAAUUUUUUCACAAAAAAGUUGAAAUUCAUUAAUUCAAAACAACAAAAAAUUAUUAAUAUAAACAAUUACGUUUAUGUGAUAUGUUUUUUCACUAUUAAGAAAUACAAAUAAAAAAAAUUGAAGAUAUGAAUAAUAUCUAAGAUUAUGUUUAGUUCGCAGUAUAAUUUUUCUUACCAAUGAUACGAAAAAUGAUUAAAAAAAAAACUUGAUAAUAAAGAAAAUAAACAUAAUUUCCUAUUAUUUAUACCAACAUUAAAUUUUAAAAAAGCCAUUUCAUAAUGAAAUUUAUUUCUAACAAUGUUUUCAUAAAAAAAUUCAAAUAGUAAUUUAUUUUGUAAAAAUUAAUAACAUAUUUUCAUACAAAUUACCAAAAUUUUAUGUUAUAAUUAUUAUUUUAAUUAAACCAGCUUUUGUUAACUAACCAAACACGGCUUAGAAAAGCUGGGACCCAGAAGAAUCCAGCGUCAAUCCGCACCUUAUCCGAAACUGCCUCUUAUCAAUCACCGAGAAGACGCGUUUCAACUCCCCGCCUCUUCUCGCGGGCGCAGAAAGGUAACGUCGCCGGCCGGCCGGGAAGAAAACAAUGACGGUAUUCGCCAGACUCUCCUCUCCCAUCUGUUUCCACCUCAAAACCAACCAUAACCCUAACCAUGGCACCAUUUUCUCUCCCAAACCUCACAAAACCUCGAGCAGAAAACCCCUAGCUCCAGCCGCCACCCCGCCGCUCUCCUCGGCCGCCGACGUCUCCUCACUCGCCGCCCCGCUCGCCGUCAUCGGCGGAGGCUCCAUGGCCGCGCUGGCCGCGGCGAUUUCCCUCGCUGAUCCCGAGCGGCGGCGGCGGCUCCAGGCCGAUGAGGUCGGCGGCGGCGACAAGGAGGUCGUGAAGGAGUACUUCAACAACGCGGGAUUCCAGAGGUGGAGGAGAAUCUACGGAGAUGCUGACGAUGUGAACAGAGUACAGCUCGAUAUAAGGCUUGGGCACGCGAAGACCGUCGAGAGUGCUGUGAAGAUGUUGAUGGAAGAAGGGUCGAUUGAAGGUGUUACCGUGUGCGAUGCGGGUUGUGGGACUGGCUCGCUUUCGAUUCCUCUGGCUAAGCGAGGGGCGAUCGUGUCAGCGAGUGAUAUCUCCGCCGCCAUGGUUGCUGAAGCCGAGAAGCAAGCAAGGCUAGAGCUCUCAAUGGGAAAGGAUGACCUUUUACCUGCACCAGUGAUGCCGAAAUUUGAAGCAAGGGACUUGGAGAGUUUAGAUGGAAAGUAUGACACAGUGAUCUGUCUUGAUGUUUUGAUACAUUACCCACAGAACAAUGCAGACAAGAUGAUUGCCCAUCUUGCGUCAUUAGCCAAGAAGCGGUUAAUUCUAAGCUUUGCACCAAAGACAUUGUAUUAUACUUUGUUGAAGAGGGUGGGAGAGCUGUUCCCUGGGCCUUCAAAGGCGACAAGGGCAUAUCUCCAUGCAGAGACAGAUGUGGAGAGGGCAUUGCAAAAUGUUGGGUGGAGGAUAAGGAAGAGAGAUUUCAUCUCUACACAGUUCUACUUUGCAAAGCUGGUUGAGGCUGUCCCUGUGUAGAGUGGAAGAGAGAUUCAAUUUUUGGCUUAGUUCUUCCUGUUUUGUGUUAGACACAGUUAGGAAAUUCCUGAAAUGUGUUGUAAAACCCUAAAUUUGUUGCUAUUUGUUGUUGUAUUUGUAUUUAUGGUUUUAUUCAGUGUAUAUUACAUGUUCAUAUGUUCAACAUGUUAUCAUAUCUUGGCAGAAUUUCCUUGGGUGUGUCUGAACUUUCAUUUGUAAUUCAUAAUAUCAUUUGAUGACAUCAAUCAAUUUCCUAUUUUAAA
Molecule: messenger RNA, 4626 nt
Organism: Malania oleifera
Lineage: Eukaryota; Viridiplantae; Streptophyta; Magnoliopsida; Santalales; Ximeniaceae
Product: magnesium protoporphyrin IX methyltransferase, chloroplastic
Exons: 2
Coding region: 3380-4363 (327 amino acids)
Biological process (GO): chlorophyll biosynthetic process
Molecular function (GO): magnesium protoporphyrin IX methyltransferase activity
Source: RefSeq, a predicted model, not a curated record